AUGCUCGGUGAUAGCAGGCGUCCAGUGCUCCUCACGCCGGGCUUUUGGUGGAUAGCCACAGCGCUCCUUUCCACGUAUGCCGUUGUCGACGCGCACCUUGGUCACCUCACCAGUGUUUUCGAACGCGUUGCCGUGGCAGUGCCUUUGGGCUGGGCGGUGUCCUCGUGGCUCGCGUAUUUGUUUGCGUCGCUGCGCUACCAAACGCUUGACGUACGAUCCGUUCGAGCUGCUUGGCUAGUGCAAGCUGCAAUCGGCUUGUUUCAUGUGUGGCUGGUGCAGCGACGGAGAAAGGCGGGUCAUGAGCCAGCUGGCACCAUGAGGGACUCGCCGGCCCGCAGCGCGAAGGUAGCACCGCACGGGCCUGGGAUGGGCUUCACAGCAUUGACGGCUUUGAUUGUCUGGCCCAUGGUCUCGAGUCGUUUCCUGCGGAACGAACCAGAUGGUAGCGUGAGCUCAGGUGGCGCAACCUGGGCCGAUUUGCCGUUCCACAUGAAUAUUGCGGCAUCGUUCCUCUAUGGAACGAACCGGGAAUUCGACUAUCGUCGCACAGAGGCAGCAUUUUAUGCGGGUUCGCGCCUUGUUUAUCCACUACUUCCAGACUUUCAUGCAGCGUGUCUGCUGGUAUCGGGCAUGAGCUGGCGCAUGAGUUUUCUGCUACCGGCACUGUUUCUGGCUGUAUCAGCAUCGGCGCUGCUGUAUGCGGUGAACUGGCGUUUAACCGGCAGUCGCGCCGCUGCCGUGCUCUCCGUUCUCCUCGUCAUGUGUGCAGGUGGUACCGGGUCCUUUGAGCACUGGAUCGAGCGAGGCUGGAGUCACGCGACGUGCGUAGCCUGGGAUGUGGAUCCGGUCCAAGCUGACCGUGAGGGCGGCAGACAAGAGAUCCUGUGGUUUGCCUACUUUGGGCAUGUGUUCUUGCCACAGCGACCGGCCACGUAUGCAAUUCCCCUGAUCCUCAUUGUUAUCCUGCUGCUUGUUCUUGCCAUGACCGAAGGUGUUCCGCUUCAACAGAGCGCUAUUGUGUUGAGGCUGGCGGCCUUUGUCGCCGGUAUCUUGCCCUUAUUCCAGGCGCACGCAUUUGUUGGUGCGGUGAUUCUCUGCUCUGUGCUCUUCAUUAUGGAUUUCGACCGAUGGUACACACAUAUGGAUCUUCUCUGGCGAGGGUGGCUCACAGCCGCUUUCAUCGGUUUGGCGUUGUCGGCGCCCCAGCUUCCGGUAUACAUCGGGAGGGUGGCAUCGUCGAGGGAGCAAAGAGGCUUUCUUCGCUUCUCUUGGACGGCAAUGUCAUCCUUCAACAGUGGGUUUUGGAGAACCUGGUUCCGCGCCCUGACUCUACACGUUCCAGUCUAUACACUUGUUUUUGGCAUUGUGUCCGUGGUGCUGUUGGCACAGGCGCUUGCAGAUCUGGAGAGACUUUUCGGAGUACGCGGAUACUUUCCGAUCGUGGAACGCAUCCAAAACCGCGUUGUGCACUUGCUGUGGGGCCUUGCUCCGGCUUUUAGCGGGCCUUCACAUUACUGGCGUUUGAAGUUCUUCCCCGCAUUCGCUGCAGUUUUCGUUUUCUGUAAUCUUUUCCUUAUUCCGCCAUGGGUCAAGGAUAACGUCAAGCUCGUGUAUAUUUGGCUCUUUCAGGCUGCAGGUGUCGUUGGGUAUCUGCUGGUGCGUUUAUGGCGGCGCGGUGGGCCUCUGGGCAAGCUCCUGACCCCGCUGAUCCUGUUUUUCAUGAUUUUCAGUGGCUUGUUGGGGAUUCGUCGAGAAUGGGGUGGCGUUACGGCUGAGCUGUUCACACCGGCUCACCAAGAGGUGGGUGAAUGGAUCAAGGCGAACACACACUUGCGCUCGGUGUUUCUUACAAAUGAGGGGCACAGUUCUCCUGCUUGUGCCCUCGCCGGAAGAACGUUGUAUUCCGGACACUUAGGCUGGGUGUGGUCCCACGGUCUUCGGGAUUGUUACGAGCGAGAACAGUUUCAGGACGAAUUGCUUCGAGGUGAGGGUAGGAAUGGAACGGAGCUCUUGAACCAGCUUCGAUACCUCAGAGUGAGUCAUAUUUUGCUGGAACCGGAGAUUUCGGAUCCAGAAUUUGAGGGCGCUUUUGAGGAGAGCGAUGUAUGGCUCGGCUACGAGAACCAAGGAUGGCGUCUGUACUUCAUCAAAGAUGUCGUUCUUGAUGAUCGACCCAUCGAAUCUAUCUCGAGAGAGCAGCUCUACUUCUCGACUGGUGUCUCGCUUGUUGCGCUCUGGAUGGCCGUAAUGUGUAUGUGGUAUUUUCCGUGCGUGUUUGCAAGCCAGGAGAUUGCAGAGGACGGGAAUGACGUGGUGCCUCGCGGCCCGGUUGCCGAUCGACAUACCAAAACGCUCUAG
Cyanidioschyzon merolae strain 10D is the source of this 2358-nucleotide messenger RNA. RefSeq lists its product as hypothetical. The record is from RefSeq and is a predicted model, not a curated record. The coding region runs from base 1 to 2358 and encodes 785 amino acids. The transcript has a single exon. Lineage: Eukaryota; Rhodophyta; Bangiophyceae; Cyanidiales; Cyanidiaceae.